This is a messenger RNA of Oncorhynchus keta (chum salmon), 1715 nucleotides long. RefSeq names its product claudin-4-like. NCBI's taxonomy places the organism in Eukaryota, Metazoa, Chordata, Actinopteri, Salmoniformes, Salmonidae. Gene Ontology annotation, cellular component: bicellular tight junction; plasma membrane. The record is from RefSeq and is a predicted model, not a curated record. Gene Ontology annotation, biological process: bicellular tight junction assembly; cell adhesion. The transcript has a single exon. Bases 196 to 849 code for a protein of 217 amino acids. Gene Ontology annotation, molecular function: structural molecule activity.
ACAUACUGAGUAAAACGACAGCCUGUUGUAGACUAUUUGUAGCAAGAGUGAUGUAAGGAGUCUCAAACAAAUCGACGUUGUCUGAAUCUGUCUGAAGCUCAGAUAUUCCAAAGCGCAGCAUCCACAUAAAGACGCGUUGUUCACGCACAGAGGAGGACACAAAUUAUAACAAAUAUCCAUUAAAAAAUAGCGAAGAUGGUGUCCGCUGGACUGGAGAUCCUUGGGCUGGGGCUGUGCGUCAUUGGCUCGCUCCUGGUGAUGGUGGUGUGCGGGCUGCCCAUGUGGAAGGUAACGGCGUUCAUCGAGGCCAACAUUGUGGUGGCUCAGACCAUCUGGGAUGGGCUCUGGAUGUCUUGUGUGGUGCAGAGCACCGGCCAGAUGCAGUGCAAGGUGCACGACUCUGUCCUUGCGCUCGGCCACGACCUGCAGGCGGCGCGAGCCCUCACCGUCAUCUCGUGUGUGUUUGGCGUGCUGGGGCUGAUGGUGGUGAUCGCCGGGGCGCAGUGCACCAACUGCAUUAGCGCCGAGAACGUCAAAACCCGGGUGGUAAACGCCGGAGGGGUCAUCUACAUCACCAGUGGGUUGUUUGUGUUAGUUCCUCUCUGCUGGAUGGCCAACAACAUCAUCUCUGACUUCUACAACCCACAGGUGCCCGCGUCCAAAAAGAGGGAGAUCGGGGCCGCGCUCUACAUCGGUUGGGCGGCCACGGCGCUCCUGCUGAUCGGGGGCGCGCUACUCUGCUGCUCUUGUCCUUCUGACGGGAAUUCGGGCUAUUCGGCCAAAUAUUCCCCGACCAAACGGGCCACACCGAACGGGACCGGAGACUAUGACAAAAGGAAUUACGUGUAGCCCUGCUUCCCACCCUCGGGAUGGGGUAGCUAUGCUGUGCGUAAAUGUGCUGUGAUCUUUUGAAAAACUAUUUUUUUAAACGUAUUUUUUGCACCUGCAGUUUACUCUGAACUUUGAAAUCAAUUAAAGCAUCAUUUUGUUACACUGACUAUAAACUAAACACAAUAUUGGAUAACAUAUUCGUUCAUCAUUUUUGCAAACAGCAGAAAAUAAACUUUUUGGAGACUAUGCAUAUACGUCUGGAUAUAAAGUGAUAGCCAAUGACAAAAAUGAGCGUCUUUGUUUUAGGUACCUGUAUUUUUAAAUGUCCUAGUCUAUAUUUUCUAUGAUCGCUCAUAAUCCCUUGCAUUUUGAAAUGUUUACCAUUAUGAAGAUUAUACGACUGAAUAUAUCCACUGUUUUGUUUUACUUCAGUGUAGGCUUCGGUUACUGUGAUUUCGGAGGGAUAGCACUCCAAACCACCUAAAAGGUUUUUGGACAGUGGAUUUUUUGCUUCAUGGCACUGUGGGACGAGCUAAAAAAAAUACAUGUAGGCUAGGCCUAUUUUUAUGGAAACACAACUCAGGCGUCCUUAUAUGUAUGUGUCUAUAAUAGUGGAAUAUAAUCUAUUUUACAAAAAUUAGGACCAUAGAUUUAGAUGCCAAAUAUAGGAUGUCCAGAUGAAACUUUUAAAAGUUUGCAAAUGUGAGUUUUAUAUCUGUAUGUAGAAGCUGUGCUGGAUGUGUUUCUUGUCAUGGAUUUGUAUGAAUACAUUGCUGUUUUACUAACUGGUUUUGUUAAUGUUUGACGUAAAGAUCCAUUAUAUAUUUCAUGCAAUAUCCUUUCCAAUGUUAAACUGAGAUUAAACUGAUGUCGUCUUAAAUGUA